Molecule: messenger RNA, 1395 nt
Organism: Phaeoacremonium minimum UCRPA7
Lineage: Eukaryota; Fungi; Ascomycota; Sordariomycetes; Togniniales; Togniniaceae
Product: putative serine incorporator protein
Exons: 2
Coding region: 1-1395 (464 amino acids)
Cellular component (GO): membrane
Source: RefSeq, a predicted model, not a curated record
AUGACCACGGUCAUUUCCUUUGCUGCCAGCUGCUGUGGUGCUGCAACAUGCUCGAUGGUUUGCAGCGCCUGCGGGAAGUGCGGCAACAGUGUCGCAACCCGUAUCGCAUACGCCCUCAUCCUCCUCGUCAACUCGAUAUUGUCCUGGAUCAUGCUUACACCAUGGGCCAUCGAGAAAUUACAACAUCUCACGCUGGACUAUGUGAAGAUAAAUUGCCCGACCGGCCAAUGCCAUGGCUGGUUUGCGGUCCAUAGGAUCAACUUCGCUCUCGGUCUAUUCCACCUUGUGUUCGCAGGAUUGCUUGUUGGGGUCACCUCGUCCAAGAGCCCUCGAGCUGCAAUUCAAAAUGGCUUCUGGGGUCCCAAAAUCAUCACUUGGUUGGCGCUGAUUGUCUUGUCGUUCCUCAUUCCGGACGGCUUCUUCAUGUUCUGGGGCAACUAUAUCUCUCUGUUCGCCGCGAUGCUUUUCCUCAUACUCGGUCUCAUCCUGCUCGUCGAUCUCGCUCAUACCUGGGCGGAGUAUUGUCUCGAACAAAUCGAGAACACUGACUCCCGUGUAUGGAGGUCCGUCUUGAUUGGGUCCACUUUGGGCAUGUAUUUGGGGUCUCUCGCCAUGACGAUUGUCCAGUACUUUUUCUUCGCCUCAAGCGGCUGCUCUAUGAACCAGGCCGUCAUCACGAUCAACCUUCUCUUGUGGCUAGGUGUCUCGGCUGUCUCGGUGCACCCGAUGGUUCAGGAGUACAAUCCGAAGGCAGGUCUCGCGCAAGCCGCCAUGGUAGCAAUUUACUGCACCUACUUGACCAUGUCUGCUGUCUCCAUGGAGCCUGAUGAUGGACAUUGCAACCCUAUGGCAUUUUCUGCGGGUACACGAACCACAACGAUUGUUCUCGGCGCUAUCGUCACAAUGCUCACCGUUGCAUACACCACGACUAGGGCUGCGACGCAGAGCCUUGGACUGGGGAACAACAGAGGGGGUAUCCGUCUUCCUGACGAGGAUGAGCACGAUCUUGUCACCACACAACCGAGCACAACGCGCCAGAUGCGGGCUGAGGCCCUCCGCAGGGCUGUCGAAGAAGGAAGUCUGCCAGCGGAUGCCCUGCUUUCCGAUGACGAGGACGAGGAGUCUGGCGGCAACGCUGCGCAUGACGAUGAGCGCACGAGCACACAAUACAAUUACGCGAUGUUCCACAUUAUAUUCUUCCUAGCUACUGCAUGGAUAGCUACAUUACUGACACAAGGCUACGAGGAUUCGAAGCGUGAUGGCGACUUUGCCACUGUUGGGCGGACAUAUUGGGCCAGCUGGGUGAAGAUCGUCAGCUCCUGGUUCUGCUACCUCAUGUAUGUGUGGACGUUGAUUGCACCAGUCGUGCUGCCGGACCGAUUUGAUUUCUCCUGA